Molecule: messenger RNA, 807 nt
Organism: Annulohypoxylon truncatum
Lineage: Eukaryota; Fungi; Ascomycota; Sordariomycetes; Xylariales; Hypoxylaceae
Product: actin-crosslinking protein
Exons: 2
Coding region: 1-807 (268 amino acids)
Cellular component (GO): striated muscle dense body; nucleolus; catalytic step 2 spliceosome
Molecular function (GO): actin filament binding
Source: RefSeq, a predicted model, not a curated record
AUGGUAAAGCCAUUAAGUUUCAAAGGCGACAAGAAGCCCAAGAAAAGAAAGCGUGUUGAAGCAGAUCCUUCGGCCGAAAAUGCAGGUCCUAGCGGACCCGUGGUGGCUACGACAGCAGACAAUGUAGAGAAUGACGACACUUGGGUUUCGGCUGAUGCGGUGGGAGACAUUCAAGGCCCGAUCCUCUUCGUGCUCCCGACAGAGACCCCGACAUGUUUAGCUUGUGAUGCCAAUGGCAAGGUCUUCACUGACCCUAUCGUCAACAUCAUUGAUGGGAACCCUGCUAGUGCUGAGCCGCACGACGUGCGCCAGGUAUGGAUUGCGAAUAGGAUCCAUGGAACUGAAUAUUUCAGAUUCAAGGGUCGCUACGGAAAAUACCUUAGCUGUGACCAAUACGGCAUUUUAAGUGCGACAUCUGAAGCUAUCUCAGCUCUCGAGACGUGGACAGUGAUUGCGACAGCUGAUACACCAGGGACAUUCCAAAUUCAGACACAAAAGGAUACCUUUUUAACGAUCAAGGAAUCUUCUAAGGCGAAUAGCUCACCUGAAGUUCGUGGAGAUGCCACGGAUAUUAGCUUCGAUACGACACUGAGGAUUCGCAUGCAAGCUCGGUUCAAGCCACGAAUUAAGGCGACGAAAGAAGAGAAGGCAAAAGAGAAGAUCAGUCGGAAGGAGCUAGAGGAGGCUGUGGGUAGACGACUUAACGAGGACGAAGUCCGAACCUUGAAGAAAGCGAGAAGGGAGGGCGAUUACCAUGAACAGCUACUGGACCUGAAGACCAAGAACAAGCACGACAAAUACGGUUGA